UCAGCUUCCGCCCGGCGGGGCGGCCAGCUAGGCAGCUGUCGGUGGAGCGGCCCAUGUCAGACGCAGGAGAGGCCCUAGCUCCGGGGCCCCAAGAAGGCGCCGAAGCUGGCGGUGGCUGCCUGGGCGCCCCCGCUCAGGGCUGUUUUGGGAGCCAAAGGAACCAGAAGUGCAGUGGGUUAAGAUUUCUGGCCAGGAAGAAUCAUGCCUUGCUGACCUUGUUUGAUAAAUGUGCAAAAGAAAAUACUGAGAGAGAUAUAACUCAAGCCACCAAUAGGUGCUUCACACAUGGAGAGAUGCAAGACCAGUUCAUCUGGGGAAAUUAUUCAGAUGAUGAACUCAUCAGAACCCAACCUCAGCGCUUGCCUCAGCUUCAAACUUCAGCACAGGAACCAGGUGAAGAGGAAAUAGACAAGAUAAAGAACUGCUACAAAAGUCUGAGCAAUGGAAAAGGAAUUCACCAUGGGCCCAAACAUGUAUCUGUGGAUAAUCGAAGACUUUCGGCACCUGUUUCUCAAAAAAUGCAUAGAAAAAUUCAGUCCAGCUUGUCUAUAAAUAGUGAUAUCAAUAAGAAGAGUAAAGUAAAUGCCGUCUUUUCCCAGAAGCCAGGCUCUUCCCCUGAAGAUUGCUGUGUCCACUGUAUCCUGGCCUGCUUGUUCUGUGAAUUCCUGACCCUCUGCAAUAUUGUCCUGGGACAAGCUUCAUGUGGCCUCUGCACCUCAGAAGCUUGCUGCUGUUGCUGUGGAGAUGAAAUGGGGGAUGACUGUAACUGCCCUUGUGACAUGGAUUGUGGCAUCAUGGAUGCAUGUUGUGAAUCAUCAGACUGUUUAGAAAUCUGUAUGGAAUGCUGUGGAAUUUGUUUUCCUUCAUAAAUAUUUAUAUUUUGUUUGUGUUAAAACUGGAGAGUAUUUUAAAUUUUUUUUAAGGAAGAAGCAAAGCACAUGGUAAAAUUCUCAUGAAACAAACAGCCUAGUAUUUGCACUGUUAACUCAUUUUAAGUAAUCUCUGAAAGCCUUUUUUCCCUCUAACCAAAUCUACAUGGUUUAAUAUGUGAAAUUUUAACUGCUUUUAAGCUCUUUAAUAGGAUUCAAUGACUAAGGAACAUUUUAAUCCAAAAGAAAAAAAGCUAAAUGUCUCCUUUUCAUACAUAUUUCUAUUUCUUUUUAUUAUUCUCAGAAAGUUUUUGCUCCAAAUGUAUUAUUUUUCAAUGGAUAUUAAAAGCAGACUAUUUCUGAUGUGUAUCUAUUAACGGUUAACAGUAAACACUUUUACUUUAAAAUAAACUUUGGGGAAAAAAUCCAAA
Miniopterus natalensis is the source of this 1300-nucleotide messenger RNA. It is a transcript of the gene MDFIC, whose product is annotated as MyoD family inhibitor domain containing. Lineage: Eukaryota; Metazoa; Chordata; Mammalia; Chiroptera; Miniopteridae. Gene Ontology annotation, biological process: negative regulation of DNA-templated transcription; positive regulation of viral transcription. Gene Ontology annotation, molecular function: transcription factor binding. The record is from RefSeq and is a predicted model, not a curated record. Gene Ontology annotation, cellular component: cytoplasm; nucleus.